Ipomoea triloba (trilobed morning glory) is the source of this 1095-nucleotide messenger RNA. RefSeq lists its product as uncharacterized. Gene Ontology annotation, molecular function: nucleic acid binding; zinc ion binding. Bases 1 to 1095 code for a protein of 364 amino acids. Lineage: Eukaryota; Viridiplantae; Streptophyta; Magnoliopsida; Solanales; Convolvulaceae. The transcript has a single exon. The record is from RefSeq and is a predicted model, not a curated record.
AUGGAAAAUUCAAAAAACGCUCUCGACUCCCAACGGUACUCGGAGGAAUCCGAUCAGCUUGAGCGAAGCACGCGGAAGAGAAAGGUGACUGAUGAUGCCGCCGGCACUGCGUCGACGGAGCCGACCGAGACUACGCCCCUGGAGCAGCUGUCGCCUGCGGAAGUGGAGGUUGUCUCUGAAACGCCACUGAAUGAUCCCACGGGUACGGCCAUGCAGAUCGAAGGCGAUGGCGGGAUUAAUCACGAAGCAGUGGCUGACCAUGCUACUGAGUCGCCACCGCAAGCGUCGAUCAUGGAUGCCUUGCCUAGAUCUUAUCGUGAUUCAGUGGUGGGCAGCGGCUCAGGAGCGGCUCCUUUUUUGCUGGCGAACCUAUCAGACGACGAGGUUGAGGCCGAUCCGAUGGGGAAUGAAGAUCUGGGGCUAGAGGAUUCCGAUCCCCUUUGUCCUAGGAUUCGAUUCACUGCGAAGGAGAAGGAUCAGAUCAGGGCACCGUGGAGGCAAUCUUUGAUUAUCAAAGUGAUGGGUCGCCGUGUAGGUUAUGCAUAUCUUCUGCAUCGUUUGAACACGAUGUGGCAUCCAAAAGGACGUAUGGAAUUAAUAGCGUUGGAGAAUGACUACUUUCUGGUCCGUUUCGGGAUGGUGGAGGAUCUGGAAUUCGCUAAAUUUGAAAGCCAUUGGAUGAUCUUAGAUCACUACCUGAUUAUAAAGGAUUGGGUGCCAAAUUUUGACCCUUUUGAGGACGCAAUCGAGAAGGUGUUGGUGUGGGUGCGAUUUCCGAAUAUCCUAGUGGAAUAUUAUAAUCUCCUUUGCUUGAGGAGAAUCGACAACAAACUUGGGAGAACCGUUCGCAUAGAUCACACGACAAGUUUGGUUUCUAGGGGGAAAUUAGCAAGAGUUUGCGUUGAAAUCGAUAUCACAAAGCCGCUUCUUCCAACUUUUACUUUGGAAGACAAGGUUUGGAAGGUGGCGUACGAGGGCAUUCAUCUGGUGUGUUUCUCUUGUGGACUUUAUGGCCAUCGCCUAGAUUCUUGCCCUCACACUCCGGUGGAACAAGCGGGAAACGAAACAGACAUGGGUCAAGAGGUGGCUGACUAG